Lycium ferocissimum is the source of this 1655-nucleotide messenger RNA. Its product is annotated as fasciclin-like arabinogalactan protein 8. Lineage: Eukaryota; Viridiplantae; Streptophyta; Magnoliopsida; Solanales; Solanaceae. The record is from RefSeq and is a predicted model, not a curated record. Bases 124 to 1383 code for a protein of 419 amino acids. Gene Ontology annotation, cellular component: plasma membrane. The transcript has a single exon.
GUUAACUUAACCAUAGUCAACCGUGUCCUCCAUGACCUUUAACUACCUCUCUUCUUUAUCUUCCUCCACUCCCCUUUGAAAUUUCAGUGCAUUUCUCUUCUCUCUUUGCUAAUAACGUUCAACAUGGGUGCACUCCACAUUUUCCUUUUCACUCUCUUUUCCAUUUCCAUUUCCAUUCAUGCACACAACAUCACUGAAAUCUUAAGCCACUUCCCAGAGUACAGUGAGUUCAACAGUUACCUCUCACAAACAAAACUCGCUGACGAGAUUAACAGCCGUCAAACGAUCACCGUCUUAGCUUUGCCCAAUGGAGCCAUGUCUUCUGUUGUUGGCAAACACCCACUUUCCGUCAUCAAAAACGUUCUUUCCCUUCACAUUUUACUCGAUUACUUUGACGGCACCAAACUCCACAAGAUCUCUGACGGCACGACACUUUCCACUACCCUUUACCAAACCACUGGCAAUGCUAACGGCAACUUAGGUUCCGUUAACAUCACCGAUCUUAAAGGUGGUAAAGUGGGUUUCGGCUCAGCUAUUCCUAACUCACCAUUAGCAUCUACAUACACCAAAUCUGUGAAGCAAAUCCAGUACAAUAUCUCUGUAUUAGAGAUUAGUGCUCCUAUCAUUGCUCCAGGUAUUUUGGCAGCUCCAGCACCAUCUGGUGAUUUCAACAUAACGGGUGCAUUGGAGAAAGCAGGAUGUAAAACAUUUGCUUCAUUACUUAUCUCAUCUGGUGUUCUCAAGACGUAUGAAACUGCCAUUACUAAGGGUUUAACUGUCUUUGCACCGAAUGAUGAAGCGUUUAAGGGCGCUAAAGUUCCAGAUCUGAGCAAGCUAAGUAACGCUGAGGUUGUGUCACUUUUACAAUACCAUGCUGUUCCAAGUUAUACUCCUAUUGGAAGUUUAAAAACAAAAAAGAAUCCCAUUCCAACUCUAGCAACUAAUGGUGCUAGUAAAUACGAUUUGAGAGCUUCUACAGCUGGCGACCAGGUCACACUUGACACAGGUGUUGACUCAUCAAGAAUCGCUUCAACUGUCAUUGACUCAACUCCCUUCUGCAUUUUCACCGUUGAUAGUGUUCUUCUACCCGAAGAGUUGUUCGGGAAAUCACCUUCACCGGCGCCGGGACCAGCACCGGAUAUUUCUCCAGCACCGGAAGUAGCUUCACCUGGACCUGCUCCUGAUGCCAGCUCACCUACUCCGAUGAUGUCUCCACCGGCACCGCCGAUGAUGUCUCCGGAAGUUUCUCCGGCAGCUGGUCCUGACGCAGAUUCCGAGAACAGUACGGCGAAGAAGAACGCUGGUAACGUUAACGCUCCGGCAUUGAUGAAAGUUCUAUUUACAGUGUCAGUUUCGGUAAUUGUGUCUCUUUAUUUGUCCUAGAUCGCCAUUUAAAAGCAUGUUUAAUUUAUUUUGUUUUUUUUCGCUUAUUGGGUUUUGGAGUCAUAUUUUUAUUUGUGACUUGCUUGCAGAGAGGAUUUUUAUUUAAUUUCAUUUAAUUUUUAAAUGUCCUUUAAUAGUGAGUGAGCCGUUGUGCUGAGGAAGGACAUUGUUUUUGCUUUUUAUGUUUUGUUCAGUUGCUGUAAGCUGUACUUCUUAUUUUAUUUUCUUGUUUUUAGUAUUUCUAUACUUUAAUAAUGUUCCACUUGUUGAGA